Messenger RNA from Didymella exigua CBS 183.55, 621 nucleotides. RefSeq lists its product as uncharacterized. The record is from RefSeq and is a predicted model, not a curated record. The transcript has 2 exons. Bases 1 to 621 code for a protein of 206 amino acids. NCBI's taxonomy places the organism in Eukaryota, Fungi, Ascomycota, Dothideomycetes, Pleosporales, Didymellaceae.
AUGCCAGAAGUUGACAGCAAUCGAUCGCAGAAGGACUUCAUACUGUCAAUCAGGGGACUUUACGACAGCUGGGCAGCUACGCAGCUGCAGGAGCUUGUCAAGAAGGACCACCAAGGAGAGCAGUACACGUCAACUACUGAUCUUGACAAUGAGCAAGAGACUAAUGAGGCUCUGCGCAACGCUGAUGACGUAGAGCACAGACAGUCAGAAGCAGAACAAGCUGAGGAACAGCUCCUCGGUGAGGCUGUGGGACACCAGCAGCUGGACAAGGAAAGCACAGCAAGGUGGCUACCGACGCCGGAGAGCACGCCUGAGCCGAACGAACAGUCAGUGAGCAGUCAGGAGAACGAGCUGCCACGAGGCUGGCAAGCUAUAGCACCUGACGCAGAUGCUCCUGAUCGCCGAUCGAACAGCGCACCAAGGCGGGAAGAAACCAGUAGCCAGAUUGACGCAUCAAAUGUUCUGAUGUCACGAAGACAGCGACGUACGCUAGGUCCAUACUACACAGCAUUCGCUGUAGCUGUCAACUCAUCAGGCCUAAGAAGCUGCUCGGCGAAGAGCCAAGCACACGAUUACACAGGGACAAGCUCCCACCACCUCCACGACAUUGGAGAUGCCUAG